AUGAGGAAAUGGAAGCAUCCGGGUGCUGCCACGGAUGGUGGUCGGAAUAGUACCGCACAGCAACCAAUCAACAGCGUACUGCACAGCAAGCAACCGAACGUGGUGACCGGUGGCGCCACCUGGCGCAAUGCGGCCACACUGCUAGCCAUCGCCAUUACGAUCAACCUCACCUGUACCGGAGUCACCAGUCAAGUUUGCGGUCCCCCGGCAGUGCCAGCGAAUGCCAAGGUACACACAGAAAAGGCAAGCGAUGGAAGUGGAGGGCUGAAGUCGGCCCGGUAUGAUUGCGAUGCCGGCUACGAACUGUUCGGCGCGGAUACAAUCCGCUGCGAUCCGGCGAAAGGAUGGGACCGUGAGCUGCCAUUUUGCGGAACGAAUGUAGCGUACCGCAAACCGGUGAAUCAAUCGUCUGCGACCCGGUCGGGUCCGGCAGGGUUCGCCAACGAUGGCAAACCGGGCAACCAGAACCCGGAUGGCCAAGAGUGCUCGGAAACGCAGAAGGAGGUAUCGCCGUGGUGGCGGGUGGAUCUGCUCACGCCGGAGGCAGUGCGCGUGGUGCGCAUUACGACGCGCGGCUGCUGCGGGCACCAACCCCUGCAGGAUCUGGAGAUACGCGUCGGCAACAGUAGCAGCGACCUGCAGCGGAAUCCGCUCUGCGCCUGGUAUCCGGGCACGGUGGACGAGGGUACGACAAAGUCGUUCACCUGCGCCCGACCGCUGGUCGGGCAGUACGUGACGGUGCAGCUGGUGGGCGUCGAGAGCAGCCUCAGCCUGUGCGAGGUGGAGGUGUUCUCCAACGACGAGUUCUCGUCGGACCGUUGCGCUUCGCCGAACUUGAGCGUCGAAACCGUGCUGACAACGUUUGCCAAGACCUGCUACGAGUUUCACAUAACGCGGGGCGAAAGCUUUGAGAAGGCCCGGGCGGUCUGCAAAUCGCACGGUGGCGAUCUGAUUCACGACUUCCGCGGCGUUACCACCGACUACAUCAUCUCGGAGCUGGAGCGCCGCAAGAGCGAUCUUCGAACGCAGCUCGUGUGGAUCGGGGCACAAAAAGAACCAGGCAUUACGUCACGCACCUGGAAGUGGGUUAAUGGCGAUACGGUGCUGAAGCCAACGUGGGGCAAGGAUCAGCCGAACAACUACAACGGCGAGCAGAACUGCGUUGUGCUCGAUGGUGGUCGCAGCUGGCAGUGGAAUGAUGUGGGCUGCAAUCUCGACUACCUCAACUACAUCUGCCAGCAUAAUCCGCUGUCGUGCGGUUCGCCAGAAGCGCUGGUCAACACGACGAUCGUCGGCAGAAACUAUUCCGUCGGCGCCAACAUCACGUACCAGUGCCCGGUCGGCCAUUCGUUGAUUGGGGUCGAAAGGCGAACCUGCCAGCAAAACGGCAUCUGGAGUGGUGUACCACCAGCAUGUAAAUAUGUCGAUUGUGGUCCACUGCCAGAGAUCGAGCACGGAGGCAUCAUUCUAUCGGAGCAGCGUACCAGCUUCGGUGUACAAGCGUCCUACACCUGCCAUGAGAACUAUACAUUAAUCGGUAACGAAAACCGUACCUGUCAGACGAACGGUUGGUCCGGCACACAGCCGAAAUGUCUGAUUGAUUGGUGUCCAGAACCGCCACCGAUUCAGGGUGGCAAGAUCAAGGUGUCGGGACGUCGUGCCGGUUCCACUGCCUUGUACACCUGCGAUUAUGGCUUCGUGUUGAUCGGCGAACCCGUGCUGUCGUGCGGGCUCGGGGGCAACUGGACCGGAAAGAUACCCGUUUGCCGCUACGUGGAUUGCGGUAUGCCGGCGCGACCGGAUCGUGGCAAUAUGCUUUUGCUGAACGAUUCCACCACCGUUGGUUCCGUGGUGCGUUACUUCUGCGACGAUGAUUACUGGCUGGUUGGACCGCAGGAGUUGUACUGCACGAAGGAUGGCAAAUGGUCGGGCAGUGCACCGGCGUGCGAGUUGAUCACUUGUGAGACGCCACACGUACCACCCGGUUCGUAUGUGAUCGGGUACGACUACAACAUCCAUUCUUCGAUCCAGUAUCAUUGCGAUCCGGGGCAUAUUCUGCGGGGUGACGAUACGCUGACCUGUCUAGAGUCAGGCCAGUGGAGCGGAGAUGCACCCGACUGUGAAUAUGUCGACUGUGGGCCACUGACACCGAUACCGUUCGGGUCGCAUCGUUACCUGCAGAACACGACGUUCCUUGGUUCGGAAGUGGUCUACUCCUGUGCGAACUCGCACCGGCUAGCGGGUGUGAAUCGACGAAUUUGCCUGAAUACGGGCCUUUGGAGCGAGACGGCUCCACGCUGUGAGGAGAUACGGUGUACGGAGCCGACGCUAACGCCCCACAGCUUCGUCAGCGUUACCGGAAAUGAUCGCAUGUACGGACGAACGCUAAUUCGCACCUCGGACGCGACGGUGAACGGUGCCCAAACGUUCCGGGUCGGUGCGCUAGCGAAGUAUCGUUGCGAGCGUGGCUACAAGAUUGUCGGUGAGGCACUGAUCACGUGCGAGGAAAAUGGGCUGUGGAGUGGCGAGAUACCAGAGUGUGUUUAUGUUGACUGUGAAACACCACCAAAUGUUACUAGCGGAAAGGUUACGUUGGCAACGAAUGCGACGUAUUACGGUGCGGCGGCACUGUACGAGUGUGAAGGUAACUUUAAGCUGGAUGGUGUUUCGAGACGUCUGUGCCUGGAAGACGGUACGUGGAGCCAUGAGACGCCCCAGUGCGUGGAGAUCACCUGUAACGAAAUGAACAUUUCCGACGCACUGCUCGUGAACUACGGCAGUCGUAAGGUUGGUGUGCAGGCGGAGUUCAGCUGCAGCAAGGGACGAUACAUGGUCGGGAACGGUACCCGUAGCUGUCUGCCAACGGGCCAAUGGUCCGGAAGGAAUCCUGUGUGCAAGUUAAUUGACUGUGGCCGCCCCGCGGAUAUUGAAAACGGGCGCGUGAUCGUGGUGAACGAAUCGACGGUAUAUGGUGGCUCAGCGGAGUAUCACUGUGUGCCGCACUACAAUCGUAUCGGUCCCUACUUGCGCAAAUGUAUGGACGAUGGCAAGUGGAGCGGUGAAGAGCCACGGUGCGAACUGAUUGUAAACGAUGCACAGGAGACGAACAGUCUCGGUACGGGCAUUGCCAUCGGUGCCGCCAUCAUUGUCAUCCUGCUGAUCCUAAUCGGCGUUCUGUUUCUGCACCGCAAUAAGGCACGGCCGGUUAAGAAUACCGAGAACGUGCAGGCGGCCGAACACAAGGAGGACCAGAAUGCAGCCGUCAUGUCCUACUCCAGCCUAGAAAAUGGUCGACAUAAUUUCGAUCUCACCAACCGGGGCGGGCUAGUCACGUUCAACACGUUCCACCAGUCCGGGGCGGGUCAUCCGCCACCACCCAGUCAGCUGACGCACAGCAACCAUAACAAUAAUCAUCUUAGCAAUAGCAACAACAACACCAGCUCGCGCAGCGGUAGCGAAAACAUCUACGACCAAAUACCGAGCGAACAGUUUUACGAUGCACCGUACGAGAUGCGUACGAACGAGGAGGUGUAUGAACCGGAACCGACCAGCCGUGGCAACAUCAUUACCAUCAAUGGUGUCAGUGUGCGGUGA
Molecule: messenger RNA, 3594 nt
Organism: Anopheles marshallii
Lineage: Eukaryota; Metazoa; Arthropoda; Insecta; Diptera; Culicidae
Gene: fw
Product: sushi, von Willebrand factor type A, EGF and pentraxin domain-containing protein 1
Exons: 10
Coding region: 1-3594 (1197 amino acids)
Source: RefSeq, a predicted model, not a curated record